Messenger RNA from Sphaerulina musiva SO2202, 1692 nucleotides. RefSeq lists its product as uncharacterized. The transcript has 3 exons. Bases 1 to 1692 code for a protein of 563 amino acids. The record is from RefSeq and is a predicted model, not a curated record. Lineage: Eukaryota; Fungi; Ascomycota; Dothideomycetes; Mycosphaerellales; Mycosphaerellaceae. Gene Ontology annotation, molecular function: protein binding.
AUGCUGGAGUGCAGAGCGUGUGUAGGGCGCGCCAUUCGGACACCACCGUUCGACGCGCCGUCCGGUUUGGCGCCCAUCGAGAAACCGACACCGGUCUCGCAUUCGCCGAAACUGCGAGGCGGCGCGAUAGCGAUUGCGAAUGAGAAGGCGGUGCGACAGCAGCUGGGCAAACUAAAGGAUCCCAUCAAACUCGCCCAACAUGUCGAAUAUGCGCUGCGUUGUGGACAUCCGGACAGUGCCCUGGAUCUCUGCCGACGCGCCAGCAGGAACAUGUCCUGCACAGUCGCGUGGAAUCAUAUCUUGGCCUGGCACAUGGAGAAGCACCAGGUCUCCAAGGCCAUGGAUAUCUACAACGAAAUGAAGAAGCGAGGCCAGUUCCCCGACAGCUAUACCUACAUGCGCCUCCUCACUGGCUUUACCGAGAAUAAAGGACACACCGCGAAGGCCGUGUCCAUCUACUACAGCAUGAGCAGUCCCACCAGCAGAGUGAAGACGAGCAUCAUGCAUACCAAUGCUGCACUCAGGUUGUGCGCCUUGACAAAGGACAUGGACGCGCUAUGGGGCAUUGCCAGCAAGCUGCCGGAGAGGGGGCCAAAUGCCCCAGAUGCCGUGACAUAUACCACCAUUCUGCAAGCCAUUCGGCACAGCUCCAUGGGAGACGAGGCCGAUCCGGCGAUGAUGUGGAAAUUGAGACAGGACGCCGUCAAUGAAGGCAGGCGGAUCUGGCAAGAGAUCAUUGCCAAGUGGCGAGCUGGUAAGCUUGUCAUUGACGAAAAGCUAGUCGCCGCAAUGGCAAAUCUCCUCCUGAUCAGCAGAAGAAUGGCCGACUGGGACGAUGUGCUCAACUUGGUGCUGCAGACUACAAGGAUUGAACGCCUGGUCGCACCGCUUGGAGAUGCAAAGCGCCAGACAGGACACGUCCGUGUGGAUGGUCAACUUGACCCAAAACCGCAUUCGGCCGUUGAAGAAGACCACGAAGGCUUUAUGCCCACCCCUUCUGCCCGUGCCUUCAUGCCAGUCACUCCUAUUGCGCGGACCGGACAUCAGCUAGGAUCAAGUUCGCUGGCCUGGGUUUGUCCGGGUAACAGCAUUCUGUCAGUCCUCAUCCGCGCCUGCUCCAUGAUGCAAAGUGCCGAAGCCGCCAAUCGCUAUUGGGACAUUUUGACCUCCGAACCCUACAAUGUGGCGCCUGAUACCGCCAAUUUUCAUACUCUACUACGACUCCUCCGCGUCAAUCGCAGCGCUCAACGUGCAGCCCAUGUUUUAUACCGGAUGCAUAACGAAGCUGGAGUUCCUCCGACCGCAUCAACUUAUCAAAUGGCCAUGAGUGUAUGUGCUCGCGACCAUAAGAACCCAAACAUCGUCAACGUCGCGACCACUAUUAUAGAUGACAUGGGUAGACAUCUCGAAAACCUCGAUAUGAAUACCCUUGAAAUGUAUUUAAGUAUUGCACUGACUACAAAUAACGGACCAAGCAUCGGGAGAGCUCUGAAUCGUAUCUUGGCAUUCAAUCAGGUAAGAUUGCGCCAAGCGAAGAAUCUCUAUCAAGCAAUGAUCGGAUCUGUCGAUACUCUCUUGUCGAGGAAUUUGGUCGUGGGUCCACAAGCAGAGGAGUACUGGCAGCAGAAGAGGAGGAAGCUGGAUGGAUUGUUGAGUAUUUCGAAAUUCAAGUUAACCGACAAGAGGAGGUAG